This is a messenger RNA of Striga hermonthica, 2331 nucleotides long. The record is from the annotation of a GenBank genome assembly. Lineage: Eukaryota; Viridiplantae; Streptophyta; Magnoliopsida; Lamiales; Orobanchaceae.
AUGGCAUACAAUUUUUCGCGUUCGAGACUCGCCCCAUUUUUCCAUAUAUACAUUCUAGUCCUCAACCUAUCUUUAUUCACACGCGGGUCCCAACCGCCGCCAUUCGCCUGCGACCUGGCUAACCCCACGACCAAGACCUUCGGGUUUUGCAAUAACUCCAUCCAUAUAAGAGACCGUGUACGGGAUUUAAUCGGGAGACUGAGUUUGCAAGAAAAAAUCAAGUUGCUUGUCAAUAAUGCGGCGCCUGUGGAGAGAUUGGGGAUCAAGGGCUACGAGUGGUGGUCGGAAGCCCUGCACGGAAUUUCCAAUGUGGGUCCCGGCGUCAAAUUCAACGGCGAGAUUCCCCACGCCACCAGCUUCCCUCAAGUAAUUACCACCGCUGCUACUUUCAAUGUUACCUUAUGGAUGCUGAUUGGCCAGGCGGUAUCUACGGAAGGCAGGGCAAUGUACAACGACGGCAAGGCCGGGUUGACCUAUUGGAGUCCUAACGUGAACAUUUUACGGGACCCACGAUGGGGCCGAGGCCAAGAGACCCCCGGUGAGGACCCAUAUGUGGCCGCAAAGUACGCUGCCAGCUAUGUGAGAGGGCUGCAGGGCAACCCCAAACACGGGUUGAAAGUAGCUGCAUGUUGCAAACACUUUACUGCUUACGAUAUCGAUAACUGGAAAGGAGUAGACCGAUACCAUUUCAAUGCCAAUGUAACCAAACAGGAUUUAGAGGAAACAUACAAUGUGCCUUUCAAGGCUUGUGUGUCUGAGGGCAAAGUUGCAAGCAUAAUGUGCUCUUACAAUCAGGUCAAUGGCAAGCCCACCUGUGCCGACCCCGAUCUCCUUAUGGACACCAUUCGAAAAAAGUGGAAACUUAAAGGGUACAUUGUCUCCGACUGUGAUUCCGUGGAUGUUUUCUAUAGACAACAAAAAUAUACAAGCACGCCGGAAGAUGCAGCAGCUCUUGCCAUUAGAUCAGGUUUGGACUUGAAUUGUGGGUCUUUCCUUACGAACCACACAGAAGCAGCAGUAGGAGAGGGAAAACUAAGUGAGAGCCAUGUGAACGUGGCCUUGGCCCAUUUACUUACAGUCCAAAUGCGCUUGGGUAUGUUUGAUGGCCCAUACCAGCGAUAUGGUUAUUUGGGUCCAAAACACGUAUGCACAAAGGAUCAUAAAAAAUUGGCACUUGAAGCAGCCCAACAAGGCAUUGUUCUGCUAAAAAAUAAUAAUCAACUUUUACCACUAUCCGCUGGCAGGCUUCGAUCUGUUGCCGUUAUUGGGCCCAACUCAAAUGCCACGAAUACCAUGAUAGGCAACUAUGCUGGAAUUCCAUGUGACUACAUUAAUCCUUUACAAGGAAUAUCGGAUUAUGUUGAUAAAAACACCAUAAUUGUUCAUGAAAUGGGAUGCACUGACGUCACUUGCACCAUGAACGAGGAAUUCGAUCGAGCUGAGAAGGCUGCUCGAAAUGCUGAUGUCACAAUCCUAUUUAUGGGCCUCAGCCAAGCCAUCGAACGUGAAGGCUUGGAUAGGAUUGGGCUGUUACUACCGGGCCGCCAACAGGAGCUUGUAUCAAGGGUGGCCGGUGCUUCAAAAACGCCCGUAAUACUUGUCGUGAUGUCUGGUGGCCCUAUUGAUAUCUCGUUCGCCAAAAACAACUCCAAUAUUGGAGCCAUUUUGUGGGCUGGGUAUCCGGGUCAGUCUGGUGGAAUGGCAAUUGCAGCCGUUUUAUUUGGAAAAAUCAAUCCAGGAGGGAAGUUGCCCAUGACAUGGUAUCCUCAAGACUAUGUAGACAAAGUGGCAAUGAGUGACAUGAACAUGCAUCCUGAUUCGAAAAGAAGCUAUCCUGGCCGAACUUACAGAUUUUACAAUGGCACGAUCGUAUUCCCAUUUGGAUACGGGCUAACUUUCACUAACUUCAAGCGCACGAUAGCCCACGGCCCAACAAAAAUUUCCAUCCCACUAAUAAAAAGUACGAAAGCUAUCAACAACACGACCCUAUCAAGUAAAGCUAUUAGGGUUUCUAGGGUAAAAUGUGACACUUUAUCUUUAGCAUUAGAAGUUGAUGUAGAGAACCAAGGGCAAAUGGAUGGGCACGACACAAUAAUGGUUUUUGCCUCUACAAAUGGGGUUGUGAAAAAUCUAGUUGCAUUUGAGAAAGUUCAUGUCCUUAAAGGAAGAAAAAAACGCAUUAGAUUCAAAAUCGAUGCAUGCAGGCAUUUGAGCGUCGUGGAUCGACUUGGAAUUCGAAGAAUCCCAUUGGUCGAACACAUUCUUCACAUUGGUGAGAAUAUUGAACAUGUCGUUACGAUCCAAAAUGCAGUUGAGGAGGUGAAGCCAUAA